AUGUCAGAUAGACCUUCCAAAAAGUUGAAGAUGGACUCAGAAGCUGAAUUGGUUGCCGAGGCUGCUGAAGAACACUUGAGAACUCAUCCUCACAACUCGAGACCACCUACUCCAUUCACCGCACAUGAUGAUGGCGAAUUCAAGGGCCUUACCAAGCAUCAAACCACAGCAGAGCAAGCUGAAAAGUUAGAAAAUGGACCUAAAAAUCCGUUUACUGGUGGCGAAUUGCUGCAGCAAUAUUUUAAGAUCUUAAAAGGUAGAAGAGAUUUACCUGUUCACUCCCAAAGACAGGAGUUUUUAGACAUCUUCCACUCCACUCAGAUUAUGGUGUUUGUUGGUGAAACCGGUUCUGGUAAGACCACCCAAAUCCCCCAAUUUGUGUUGUACGAUGAAAUGCCACACUUGACUGGAAUGCAAGUUGCAUGUACUCAACCUAGAAGAGUUGCAGCCAUGUCUGUUGCCAAGAGAGUUGCCGAUGAGUUGGAUGUUGAAUUAGGUGAAGAAGUGGGUUACAGUAUCAGAUUUGAAAAUUGCACCACCAACAAGACCAUUUUGAAGUAUAUGACAGAUGGUAUGUUGCUUAGAGAAGCCAUGGACGAUCACAAUUUGGCUAAAUAUUCAUGUAUUAUAUUGGAUGAAGCGCACGAAAGAACUUUGGCUACUGAUAUCUUGAUGGGUUUAUUGAAGCAAGUAUCUAUCAGAAGACCUGACUUGAAGAUAAUCAUCAUGUCUGCCACUUUAGAUGCUGAAAAGUUUCAAUCAUAUUUCAAUGACGCCCCAUUAUUGGCAGUUCCAGGUAGAACACACCCUGUAGAAAUCUAUUAUACACCAGAAUUCCAAAGAGAUUACUUGGACGCUGCCAUAAGAACAGUCCUUCAAAUCCAUGCAACUGAGCCUGAAGGGGAUAUCUUAUUAUUCUUGACUGGUGAAGAAGAAAUUGAAGAUGCGUGCAGAAAGAUAAGUUUGGAAGGGGAUGAAAUGAUCAGAGAACAAGGUGCUGGCCCCAUCAAGGUUUACCCAUUGUAUGGGUCCUUACCACCAAACCAACAACAAAAGAUCUUCGAACCUGCUCCAGAGCCAUUAAAGGCAGGAGGCAAGCCAGGUCGUAAGGUCAUCGUUUCCACCAAUAUUGCUGAAACUUCUUUAACCAUCGAUGGUAUAGUGUACGUGGUUGACCCAGGGUUUUCCAAACAAAAAGUAUAUAAUCCUAGAAUUAGAGUGGAUUCGCUUUUAGUCUCUCCAAUUUCAAAGGCUUCAGCUCAACAAAGAGCUGGUAGAGCUGGUAGAACAAGACCUGGUAAGUGUUUCAGAUUAUACACCGAAGAAGCAUUCCAAAAGGAACUUAUCCAACAAUCAUAUCCAGAAAUCUUGAGAAGCAACUUGGCAUCUACUGUUUUAGAAUUGAAGAAAUUAGGAAUAGAUGAUUUAGUUCAUUUCGACUUUAUGGAUCCACCAGCACCGGAAACUAUGAUGAGAGCAUUGGAAGAAUUGAAUUACUUACAAUGUUUAUCAGAUGAAGGUGACUUGACUCCAUUGGGAAGAAUGUCUUCACAAUUCCCUCUUGAUCCUAUGUUGGCAGUUAUGUUGAUCGGAUCUCCUGCAUACCACUGUUCUGAAGAAAUGUUGACUAUUGUUGCACUCUUAUCAGUUCCAAACGUUUUCGUUAGACCUGCCAGUGCAAGAAAAAGAGCUGACGAGGCCAAGAUGGCAUUUGCACAUGAAGAUGGUGACCAUUUAACUCUCUUAAAUGUAUACGACCAAUUUCAAGGUGACGAAGCAAGAGUGAUUGGUUUGCAUCAAUGGUGUAGAGACAAUUUCCUUUCAUACAGAUCCUUAACUUCUGCUAAAUCGGUUAGACUGCAAUUGACAAGAAUAAUGGAAAGAAAUGACUUACAGCUUAUUGGUGGAGACUAUGAUAACCCAAGCUACUACAAUAAUAUCAGGAAGGCUUUGGCCGGUGGCUUCUUCAUGCAAGUUGCUAAGAAGAAGUCCGGAAGCAAAGGAUACUUAACCAUUAAGGAUAACCAAGAAGUCUUGAUUCAUCCUUCUACCGUACUUUCCAAUACCAGCGAAUGGGUUAUUUACAAUGAAUUUGUAUUGACUAAAUCGAAUUACAUCAGAACAGUUACCAACAUCAAGCCGGAAUGGUUAGUUGAAAUAGCUCCAAAGUAUUACAACUUGGAUCACUUUGCUCCAGGUGAUGUUAAGUUGUCUUUAGAGAGAGUUAUAGAAACUGUAGAAACAAUGAAAAGAGUUAAUGGGGACAAGAAGGUAAAGAAGAGUUCCAAGAGUUCCAAGAGUAAAAAAUAG
Messenger RNA from Dujonia railenensis, 2310 nucleotides. Lineage: Eukaryota; Fungi; Ascomycota; Pichiomycetes; Serinales; Debaryomycetaceae. The record is from the annotation of a GenBank genome assembly.